AUGGCUUCGUCACCGGCAUUGUUUACUGCCUCGCGCAGCCAGACACUAACUUAUCUAUUGGCGGUGUGUCCCUUCUCCAUCGCCUUCCUAGUUUUCAUCAAUUCAUCCAUCUCCUUCGUGGUAACUGAUCUAAUUGGACUUCAUGAUGGAGAGGGCGAUGCUGUGGGAACCCUGGGCUUCGCAGAUGAGCUCCUUGCUCUAGCCGCCUGCCCACUUUGGGGUGUUCUCUCAGACCGCAUUGGAGUUCGACAUGUAUGUACUGCAGGCUAUGCUAUCGUAGCCCUCGCAUUAGUCCUCUUCGUGCAGGCCACGAAUAUCUACCCUCAGCUUCUUCUGGGUAGGUUGCUAUUCAGUAUUGGUGGCUCUGCUGUCUCGACUAUGGUCACCGCUGUAUUACCAACCGUCACUGGCAAACCCCUUGAUACUCAGGCAUACCGUGCAUCUGUUUCCUCAGAGCUGACCAUCACACCGGAGCGUGCCCGAAAUGGUUACAACCUGAGGGAUGUCGGUAAUCCCGGCGCAUCCCCAUCCGCUCGACUCUCAGGCUUCGUUGGGAUGUGUGCCGGUUGUGGUGCUCUGGUGGCACUGGCCGUCUUCCUGCCGCUUCCAGCUCGAUUUGAAAAGGGAGGGUUGACACCCGCUCAGGCGAUCCAACGCAGCUAUUACCUGGUCGCCGUUAUUUCUCUUGUCAUUAGUCUUGUGUGCUUUAUCGGAAUGCGUGAUCUUCCAGGCGACAAGGGCAAAAGUUGGAGUGCCCUUUGGAAAUCAGACCCAUGUUAUGACGAAGAUGACGAGGACUUGGAUAUCCCAAAGCUGCCAUAUUGGAAGCAACUAACAACUGCCCUAUUUCUGGGCUUCCGAAAUCGCGACAUUGGCCUGGGCUACGUCGGAGGCUUUGUGGCCCGAGCCUCCUCUGUGGGGAUCUCACUGUUUAUCCCACUGGCCGUCAAUCACUACUAUCGGGCAUCGGGUCUUUGUGACGAAGCACAGCCGAUACAUGGAUCCGGAGUGGGCGAUAUCAAGAAAUCUUGCCCACGCGCAUAUAUCGUUGCCUCCAUCUUAACCGGUGUAUCUCAAUUGGUUGCUUUGAUUUCGGCCCCAGCGUUCGGGUAUCUGACGGACAAGUCGCGUCGGUACAACUUCCCACUCCUCUUUGCCGCCUUGGUGGGAAUCAUUGGGUACCUAGUAUUUGCCAAGCUUCCAAGCCCUCUGUUCAAAGGACCCGAUGGUAGUCUAGGGGUAUUUGUUGUGAUGGCUUUAAUGGGAAUCAGCCAGAUCGGAGCAAUUGUUUGCAGUUUGGCAGUGCUCAGCAACGGUAUUCUGCGCGUCAGUUUCGACGAUGAAACGUUGAGAAAAAUAUGUGAUGAGCAACGCGCCGCGGCGCGCCAGGACGCCGAGCCUGGUGAGGAUCAGCCUCUUCUGGGCGGAGCCGUCAACCACCGACUGGAACGUCUGUCGCAUUUGAAAGGAUCCAUAGCGGGCGUGUACUCGUUGUAUGGCGGGGCAGGUAUCCUACUGCUCACCAAAGUGGGUGGACUCUUAUUUGAUGUGUUGUCGUCAGGCACCCCAUUUUAUAUUAUGGCCGGCUUCAAUGGCGUGCUGCUUACCACGGGACUUGUGUGUGGGGGUCUUAAUCAUUUUGGGGCGCUAAGAGGGAGUCGGUGA
Penicillium antarcticum is the source of this 1665-nucleotide messenger RNA. RefSeq names its product putative MFS transporter. The transcript has 2 exons. Gene Ontology annotation, biological process: transmembrane transport. The record is from RefSeq and is a predicted model, not a curated record. NCBI's taxonomy places the organism in Eukaryota, Fungi, Ascomycota, Eurotiomycetes, Eurotiales, Aspergillaceae. Bases 1 to 1665 code for a protein of 554 amino acids. Gene Ontology annotation, molecular function: transmembrane transporter activity.